AGUCGUAUAGGAAUCUAUAAUCUAGUACUUUCGAAAAUACGCCGAGAGUAUUCCUGAUGGUGAAACGAGCGUUGCUUCAUCGAACGCAGCUAAAGAAAACAACAUCUAUGUAGUUGGUGGUACGAUGCCUGAAAUAGAGGGCGAUAAAUUGUACAAUACCUGUACUAUUUGGGGUCCCGAUGGAACUUUGAUAGCAAAACACCGAAAGGUACAUCUAUUCGACAUCGACAUUCCUAAUAAGAUUACUUUUCGAGAGAGUGAUUCACUCAGUCCUGGUAACUCCCUAACGACGUUCGACGUGAAGGGCUGCAAAAUAGGUAUUGGCAUUUGCUAUGAUAUUAGAUUCGAGGAAAUGGCACGCAUUUAUCGUAACAAAGGUUGCCAAAUGCUGAUAUAUCCAGCGGCAUUCAAUAUGACCACUGGACCACUGCACUGGUCAUUACUUCAGCGUUCCAGAGCGAAUGAUAAUCAAUUAUACGUUGCCUGCAUAUCACCGGCUCGUGUUCCUUCAGCAAGUUACGUCGCAUGGGGGCAUACACAGUUGACCAAUCCCUGGGGAAAGAUUCUUUACGAUUUGGAAACUCAAGAGAAUAUGGCAGUCACCGAUAUCAAAAAAAAAAAAAAAAAAAAAAAAAAAUAUGAGGCAUACUAUAUAAGAUUGUCAUCGAUUUAAAAUCAAAGUAUGAAAAGGAUACCCUGGAGAGAGUAAAACACAGAAUCAUUCCAACUAAACAUUCAGAUCGUACCGACACCUAGGUAUCGUCUUACAAUUAAAUCUCGGUCUCGAAUGGAUUAAAAUGAAAUACAUACUUGCAGCUUCAACAUCUUCAAUAUCGAGGAGAUUCAAACUUUACAAAUAAAUGUAAAUUGCGAUGUAAAACAAAGCGAUGUAAAAAGGGAAAAAGGAGGAAAGAAGGAACAGGGAAGUAAAGAGAAGAAACAAAUUUUUCAUUUUCUCGAAACUGGAUCAAGUUUCAGGAAGACCAUCCAAUUUUCUCAAGCACUGAAGCCAUUGACAGCGCGUAGACAAAAGACUGCGACGAAGUCAGGCCAUAAACAGUAGACAGGCGACGUUGGCUUCGGGGUUUUCAGUUAUUGGGUAAUGUCACGACCGGCAUACUUCAAAUCCGACGGACUGACGAUAGAGAUAAAGAUGUGGCGGCACUCGGCGACAAUGUAUAUCGCUGAAGUGCCUAAUGAACCAUCAACAUCCCAACGGUCCUUCCACCGAAGGUUCUAGAAGAAAGAGCACGUGGCAACGAUCGCGGACGCCUAGCAAAUGCAUGGACGGUGGGGUUGUUGAGGGAUGACAAGAGAAAGUAAUCGGAUCCGAUCGAAAGUAAAAUCAUAAGAGUCAGUCUUAGAAAGUCACGCCUAGAGUUCGGAAGUAGAUUGUAAAGUGUAUUGAUGUUAGAAAAAAAAUAAAGUUUUCUUUUUUAUUUUUACCUCAAAUUCCUUUUUUUAUUUUGUUAUUUUACGUGACAUUUUGGCGAUCCUGCCAGGAUAGUGAAAAGUGUUUGUUCGGAAACCAAAAGACAUUCAUCAUCUACGGAAGAUCGAAUUAUUUGGGACUACGGUCAUCCGCAACAACAAAGUAACUAUCACGAACCAAGUGAAGUAACAAUAAAAGGUAAACUGAAUUCCUUUGUACGUUACCGUGAAAGAAAAUUUAGCUUCAGUAGCCAAGACUCGUCUUCGUCUGAAAAUUAUAAAUCAGCGCAAUAAUGUCUAAGGCAAACGAAUCUCAAACUUCAACCUCAACUGACCCAAUGUUGCGAGCAAUAUGGGACAGUAUUCAAAAACAGAACGAGAACAUUGCCCUUUUACGAGAGGAAAUGUUACGUUUGUCUAUGCAAAAUGACGAAGAGAACAGACACAGGGCAGCAGAAAUCGAGAAUCUCGGGAAAACCGUCGCAGCGCUACGGACUGGGUUCGGAUCCCCUGCGACCGAUGAAUUUGCUUCCAUUAUCACCGAAGACAUUGAAAGUGCGUCGACAGCAAUCAAUCGCACCGUGAAUAUGGCAAAAGCACGCAAACUGUCAGGGUUAGCAGCUCCAGACACCCCACCUGUCCACCUCGACAUCGAACAACCCGAGGUGGAAGAAAGAGGCUAUUUUCCGCCCGCUCCUCCCUCUCUACGAGCUAAGGAUGCAAUACGCUACAUCCCAACGCUCAACGGAGAUGAUGAUGUAGGAGUUGAAGACUUCAUCAAAGAAGUGAGAAGUAUGAAGGAUCGCUGUAUGGAGCAAGAUCUAUUGCUAAAAGCAAUAAAAGUGGAAAAAAUCGUGGGGAAAGCAGCCCAAAGUAUUCGCAACAUUCCUAUUGAGUGUUACGGUGAUCUGUACGACGCACUGAGAAAUAACUUAGCAGCACAAGUGACUUCGGAUGAGUACCAAGAACAAUUACGAGAGUUGAGACAGGGACGCGAGGAAUCAGUGCAAAGUUUUAAUAUUCGGUUUAGAAGAAUACUCAACCGUUUGCUGUACGCAGUAACCAAUGAGUACCCACAACCACUAACACGUAAAAUUAUGACUGAAGAAAUCACGAAGAAGACUGUUCGUGUGUACCUAAAGGGACUCAGACGCGACAUAGGGCGAAUACUAUUAAGCAAUGAACCCUUGAAUCUUCCGGAAGCUGAAAAAAAGGCAGCCGAUGUAGAACGCUACUUGCGAGAAGAACGACAACCUAAUUGGUCAUGUAAUCGCUUACCUUCGGUUAGUAAUCGCCCCGACAACCAGCAUAUGCAGGUAAGACGAUCUAAUGUACCAUCAAGAUCGCCUAACACGCCAAUAGCUCAGAAACCUGCUACAUUUAACCAAGUAGAAAAUAGAUCACCUGCUGAACGCGCGCAGAUGAAGUGCUUCAAGUGCGGAAAGCUGGGACACAUUGCCAACAAGUGUCAAAAUUUUCUACCACCGAGCCAGCGCGAUCGACCACCCGCAAGGAUUCAGGCAGUCUAG
Messenger RNA from Bombus huntii, 2960 nucleotides. RefSeq lists its product as uncharacterized. The transcript has 5 exons. The record is from RefSeq and is a predicted model, not a curated record. Lineage: Eukaryota; Metazoa; Arthropoda; Insecta; Hymenoptera; Apidae. Bases 1725 to 2960 code for a protein of 411 amino acids. Gene Ontology annotation, molecular function: nucleic acid binding; zinc ion binding.